AUGUGUCAGAAGCAAAAGGCAUCCAGAAGACUACGAGGAAAAGUGUCACAUGGAUACGGUAGAACCAACAAACACAGAAAACACUCUGGUGGAAGAGGAAAGUGUGGUGCAUUCAAGUUCAUGAAGACUUGGUACAUGAGGUAUCACCCAGACUUCUUUGGAAAGAAAGGAAUGAACAUCUACCACGUCAAGAAGAACGCAGAAUGGGCUAGAUGGAUGCCACUCUCACGCGUAUGGGGUCUCAUUCCAGAACAGCAAAGGAAGGAGCUCAUUAAUGGAGAGGGUGUGCCUGUGAUAGAUGCACGCGAGUUUGGAUAUCACGUGAUUAUUGGUGGCGAACUCCCGCUGAAUAGACCAGUAGUGGUUAAGGCAAGGCACUUUACGCCAGCAGCCGUGACUGAAAUCGAGAGCAAAGGUGGUAGAGCCAUUAUCGUUGACUAA
Enterospora canceri is the source of this 441-nucleotide messenger RNA. The record is from the annotation of a GenBank genome assembly. Lineage: Eukaryota; Fungi; Microsporidia; Enterocytozoonidae.